Cannabis sativa is the source of this 1630-nucleotide messenger RNA. Its product is annotated as bifunctional riboflavin kinase/FMN phosphatase. The record is from RefSeq and is a predicted model, not a curated record. Gene Ontology annotation, biological process: FMN biosynthetic process; riboflavin biosynthetic process. The transcript is spliced from 11 exons. NCBI's taxonomy places the organism in Eukaryota, Viridiplantae, Streptophyta, Magnoliopsida, Rosales, Cannabaceae. Gene Ontology annotation, molecular function: riboflavin kinase activity. The coding region runs from base 240 to 1391 and encodes 383 amino acids.
UCCUAUGAAAUAACAUUUUUUUUUAAAAAAACUCGAGACCGCAGUCGUCAUUUCCUCUCACUCAGUGCCAGCCCCGCGGACGUCUCCGUCCCAGUUCCCACCCUCUCUCGAUCUCUCUCUCUGUCUGUGACUCUGUCUCCAUGUCUCCCUUUCCUUCAGCAGCCCACUGACGACUCCCACACCUAAGACUCAAUCUCGUCAACGACGGCUACGGGUGACAAGCUUCAAGCUCCCACAGGAUGUCGGCUGUCAACCCUUUAAAGAAACUAGCAAAAUGUGUUCUCCUUGAUUUGGAUGGUACACUUCUAAAUACAGACGGCAUUGUGAGUGAGGUUUUGAGAAUUUUUCUGGUUAAGUAUGGAAAGCAAUGGGAUGGUAGGGAGGCUAAGAAAAUAGUUGGAAAGACACCUUUUGAAUCUGCUGUUGCCAUUGUUGAAGAUUAUGAGCUUCCUUGUUCAGCAACUGAAUUAAUUUCUGAUAUCACACCUAUGUUCUCCAAUCACUGGUGCAAUAUUAAAGCUCUUCCUGGUGCGGAUAGGUUGAUUAAACAUCUGAGAAGUCAUGAAGUGCCAUUGGCAUUGGCUUCAAACUCUCCAAGAGAGAGCAUAGAAACUAAAAUUUCCUUUCAUCAUGGUUGGAAGGAAUCCUUUUCUGUCAUCAUUGGUGGUGAUGAAGUGAGUGCAGGGAAGCCUUCCCCUGAAAUGUAUCUUGAAGCAGCUAAACGGCUAAAUGCUGAACCUUCCGGCUGCCUUGUCAUUGAAGAUUCUCUACCAGGUGUCACAGCUGGUAAGGCUGCUGGAAUGGAAGUGGUGGUUGUACCCUCCCUUCCAAAGCAAUCCAACUCUUUUACUGCAGCGGAUGAGGUGAUCAAUUCCUUACUUGAUUUUCGACCUGAAAAGUGGGGCCUCCCUCCAUUCCAAGAUUGGGUAGAAGAUACUUUGCCGUUGACACCUUGGCACAUUGGUGGUCCUGUAAUCAAGGGUUUCGGGCGUGGCUCAAAAGUGCUUGGAAUCCCUACUGCUAAUUUAUCCACAGAUGGAUGUGCAGCUCUCGUAUCAGAACAUCCUGCAGGGGUAUAUUUUGGUUGGGCUGGAUUAUCAGAUCGUCGUAUGGUUUACAAAAUGGUCAUGAGUAUUGGUUGGAAUCCAUAUUUCAACAACACUGAAAAGACUAUUGAGCCAUGGUUGCUACAUGACUUUGAUGAAGAUUUUUACGGCGAGGAUUUGCGACUUGUUAUAGUUGGCUACAUUCGUCCCGAGGCAAACUUUUCAACCCUCGACAGCUUGAUAGCAAAGAUUCACGAGGACAGGAAAAUUGCAGAAAGAGCUCUUGAUCUUCCAUUGUACUCAAAAUUCAAGGAUGACCCAUACUUGAUAAGUUCAGAGGCCUGAACUACAUACUCAUCAAUUUAGAACUUAAAAGGUCUCAUCACCCAAAUAAUAGUUGAUCUAGUCUCAUCUCAAUUUCCAUCCCCACUCACCAUUGGUUGUUAAAAGCAAACUAUUUAUUCUACAAUGAUAUGCAUUUUUCUUUAUUUUCAGAAAAAUAAUUCUUCCCUUGGAAAAUAACAUUCUAUACGAAACAUCCUUAUAAGAAUAAUAAGAUUUAUUUUAGCGGAAAAGAAUAAAAA